Molecule: messenger RNA, 1014 nt
Organism: Eubalaena glacialis (North Atlantic right whale)
Lineage: Eukaryota; Metazoa; Chordata; Mammalia; Artiodactyla; Balaenidae
Gene: P2RY13
Product: purinergic receptor P2Y13
Exons: 1
Coding region: 13-1014 (333 amino acids)
Biological process (GO): negative regulation of adenylate cyclase activity; G protein-coupled receptor signaling pathway
Cellular component (GO): membrane
Molecular function (GO): G protein-coupled purinergic nucleotide receptor activity
Source: RefSeq, a predicted model, not a curated record
ACACUGGAAACCAUGAACGACACAGUGAUGAAGGGCUUCAACGGGUCUGAGAGGUGCCCCAGGGACAUGCAGGCAGCACACCUGGUGUUCCCAGCCAUCUACACUGUCGUUUUCUUCAUGGGCAUCCUGCUGAACACUUUGGCCCUGUGGGUGUUCAUUCACAUCCCCAGCUCCUCCACUUUCAUUGUCUACCUCAAAAAUACUUUGGUGGCCGACUUGAUAAUGACGCUCAUGCUUCCGUUUAAAAUCCUCUCAGACGCGCGCCUCGGACCCUGGCAGCUCAGAGCCUUUGUGUGUCGUUUCUCUGCCGUCGUCUUUUAUGAGACCAUGUAUGUGGGCAUCACACUGCUUGGGCUCAUAGCCUUUGACAGGUUCCUCAAGAUCAUCAGACCUUUUGGAAAAUUUUUCGUACAAAAACCUGCUUUUGCAAAAGUGGUCUCAACCCUCAUCUGGCUCUUUUUGUUCUUCCUCUCCCUGCCAAAUAUGAUCUUAAGCAACAAGGAAGCAACACUGUCAUCUGUGAAAAAGUGUGCCUCCUUAAAGGGUCCUCUUGGGCUGAAAUGGCAUGAAGUGGUGAAUUACAUUUCCCAGUUCAUUUUCUGGACUGUUUUUGUCCUAAUGCUUCUAUUCUAUAUGGUGAUUGCAAAAAAGGUAUACAAUUCUUAUAGGAAGUCCAAGAGUAAGGGCAGCAAAAACAGCAAAAGGCUAGAAGGUAAAGUAUUUGUUGUCGUGGCUGUCUUCUUUGUGUGUUUUGCUCCAUUUCAUUUCGCCAGAGUCCCAUAUACUCACAGUCAAACCAACAGUAAGACUGACUGUCGAUUGCAAAAUCAACUGUUUCUAGCUAAAGAAACAACCCUUUUUUUGGCAGCAACUAACAUUUGCAUGGAUCCCUUAAUAUAUAUAUUCUUAUGUAAAAAAUUCACAGAGAGGCUACCAUGUAUGAAAGGGAGAAAGAUUGCAGCAUCCACCCAGGAAAAUCAUACGAGUCAGUCAGACAAUAUAACCCUAAGCUGA